Lindgomyces ingoldianus is the source of this 1498-nucleotide messenger RNA. RefSeq lists its product as uncharacterized. The transcript is spliced from 3 exons. NCBI's taxonomy places the organism in Eukaryota, Fungi, Ascomycota, Dothideomycetes, Pleosporales, Lindgomycetaceae. Gene Ontology annotation, cellular component: nucleus; chromosome, centromeric region. The record is from RefSeq and is a predicted model, not a curated record. Gene Ontology annotation, biological process: protein localization to kinetochore; mitotic sister chromatid segregation; kinetochore assembly. Bases 166 to 1275 code for a protein of 369 amino acids.
AACUGCUGAUCUCUAGUUCUCUGCUAGAGUGAUUCGUCUGUUGGUUACGAUUCCACACAGAGCCACUUUAUCGAGCACGUCUGCUCUUCUUCCUACAAUUCAUCCCCACUGCAUCAAUCCAUCGUGACCAAGGAAAAGCAGAACUCGACGCGCCAGACGGACACAAUGGCGAAUUUGAAACAACAGGAGAACAUGCUCCUCACCGAGCAUCUCACCUGGCCUCCGAUUUCCCUCCUCGACGACAUAAUCAACGCCGUAAACGAAGUUCUUUAUAAAUGCACAGACACGCUCGAAACAGGGCUUUCGUCAGCCGAUCCCUCAGCACUAGGAUUCGCCGACCGCGCGGCCGCUGAAGGACGCGUGCUGGAGAAAGAAGAUGAUGGGAGCGGGGGGCAGAGAUUAGCAUUUCCAGAGGCAAAACUGGAGAUUGAAGAGGGGAUACUCAAGUUGGAGACGUUGAUGGAAGGCGCUGUGGAUCGGAAUUUCGACCGCUUGGAAAUCUGGACGCUGAGAAAUGUUUUGUGUUUGCCGGAGGAGUUGGCGGCUUGGGUGAGAUUAGAGCAUUAUAAAAACCUCACCAUCCCGCCCCCCUCCCCCACAAUAUCACCCGAAUACCUCUAUGCGCUCCGCCGCAAACUCCAGGAAACCCAAAAACUCCAUACCGCGCUCUUGGCGGAGAAAACCCGCAACGAGGCGCUACUCCAGAAACUGCGCUCGCUCGUUCAACCGCCGCCCGCGAAACGCGAACCCAGGUCUUCCACGUCCCCCUCGAAGUCAAAGGAUCUGGGUGGAGACGGAAAUGCGCCGUUUGCGUUCUUGACGCAUACGGGUGCAGCAAGGGAUUUAGGCGUGCAGGCUCUGCCCCGAAGCUCGGCGACCACGGGUACAAGUACAGCGACGGCGACGGCGACACCCUUGACUACCAACACGACGUUCACGACUUCCCAACUCCCGUUCCUGCGCUCCCUUCUUGCGACACUAAAACCGCAUCUUGCGACCACGGCCCUACCGCUGCAUUCGACCAGCGAGAAAGAGGAGUCGGCCAGAGAGCGCAAGAUGUAUAUCGAGAGCCAGAGUAAGCGGAUUCUAGAAAGACGCGGCGUGGAUACAAGAGAAGGCGUAGAAGGGGUCCUAGAAGGGCAGGGUCAGAGGCUUAGGAGUGAGGAGGUCAGGGGGUUGGAGAGUUUGGUUGAGGGGAUGAGGAGGAGUAGGAGUGGUGCUGGGGGUGCGGGGAAUGAGGCUUCAGGUGAUGGUGAUGAGAUGGAUACUUCCUAGUGGGUGGCUGACCGUUGCGGUUGCUUUGGGAUUCAUGGAGUUGCAACCUUUCUGGAUGGUGGGUUCGGUGGCUGGUAUGGCGUCAUGUGUUAUGAAUAUGAGAGCUUACGCGUAAAAUGAGGACGGAACCACAAGUACGGCUAUAAGUGUUUGGUGGUUUUGGGUCUUGGGUUGAUACCAUUUCGGCGCUGGAUUGUGCUUUCUGGUGGGGGUUGAAUUGUGC